GGCUGAGAUAUAUAAAUGAGCCCGUUGCUGCAGUGCCCCAUCUGGGAUUUUGAGCCAGGGCACUGGCGCAGACACACACGCACGGCGCUGGUAUCCCCCCGGCACCUCGCCCAGAAGCCCCCACGCCAGGGACACUAUCACCCUCUGAACUUUUCUCCUUCCAUCUAUCCCGCCGGCAUCAUGAGCCGCCCAGGACUGCUCGCCGUCCUGCUCCUGGCCGUGCCGGUCAUCUCCCUUCCUGUGACAAACGACAUGAAUAAAGGCGACACUAAGGUGAUGAAGUGUAUUGUAGAAGUCAUCUCUGAUACUUUGUCAAAGCCAAACCCCCUGCCAAUCAGCGAGGAAUGCCUAGAAACACUCAGAGGAGAUGAACGAAUCAUUUCUAUCCUUCGCCACCAAAAUUUAUUGAAGGAACUUCAGGAAAUUGCUGCUCAAGGUGCCAAUGAGAGAACUCAGCAGCAGAAGAAAAACAGUGGCUUUGAAGAUGAACUUUCUGAAGUCCUUGAAAGUCAGAACAAGAACAAGCAGAGAGAUGCAGCAGGGGAGCACCCUAAAGAGGAGCAGCCCACAGGGUCCCUGACUGAGCUGGCAGCACAGAAACACCAGCAAAAUGAAGAUUCACGAGAGAAGGGGAAGAACAGCCUGGAGGAGAGGGAGCCCAGGCCGCAGGAUGUGAACCCUGGUGAGAAGGAGUAUCAGGAGCAAGCAGAGAGCAACGAGAUCAGGGACACAGAGGAUGCUCAGCGAGAUGAAGCUUUGGACAACCACACCAGUAAAGACUUCAGUGAGGAUGAGCAGCAGCAGCAGGAGGAUGAAGAGGAGCAGCCCAGGGACCCCAGGGACAGCCUGGAGCUUGAGGAUGAGGAAGAGCAACCAUCCAGGAAGGACCAGGAGCAGAGCAGGGAGGCAGCAGGGGAGCAUGGGGAGCGGGAGGAUGACAGAGGAGAUGAUGCUACAGAGGAGGACCCUACCGAAGCAGAGAGGUCACUUGAUUUGGCUGAGGAGGACAAGGAGAUGCAGGGAGAUGACAAUAACGACGCUCUGGGAUUUGGCAAAGAUGAGCGGAGCUCUGAGGAGGAGGAGGAAGAGGAAGAGCAGCCCCGGGUACUGAGAGGAGGAAGGCAUCACCUGGAGGAUGAGGGGAUGCAGGGUGAGGAGGAUACCUUCCAGCCCAGGGACACCAAAAGUGAGGAGAUGGAAGAGGAGUGGGAAGACUCCAAGAGGUGGAACAAAAUGGAUGAGCUGGCCAAGCAGCUGACAUCAAAGAAGCGCAUGGAGGAAAAUGAUAGUGGGGAAGACCCAGACAGGUCCAUGAAAAUGGCAUUUAGAUCCCACAAGUAUGACUUCAAUAGUCCAGAGGAACAUGUGAGAAGGUCAUGGAAGCACCACUCUAAAGAGGAUAGCAGUGAAGGAGGCUUCCCACUUGCUCCCAUGCCCGAAGAGAAGAAGGAUGAAGAAGGCAGCGCUAACAGGAGAACAGAGGACCAGGAGCUGGAGAGCCUGGCCGCCAUUGAGGCUGAGCUGGAGCGUGUUGCCCACAAGCUGCACGAGCUGCGGCGAGGCUGAGGGCCCGGCCCUGCCC
Pezoporus occidentalis (night parrot) is the source of this 1582-nucleotide messenger RNA. RefSeq names its product chromogranin A (gene CHGA). The coding region runs from base 16 to 1566 and encodes 516 amino acids. The transcript is spliced from 8 exons. The record is from RefSeq and is a predicted model, not a curated record. Lineage: Eukaryota; Metazoa; Chordata; Aves; Psittaciformes; Psittacidae. Gene Ontology annotation, cellular component: chromaffin granule. Gene Ontology annotation, biological process: negative regulation of catecholamine secretion; negative regulation of insulin secretion; defense response to bacterium.